Messenger RNA from Helianthus annuus (common sunflower), 989 nucleotides. RefSeq names its product probable calcium-binding protein CML11. The transcript has 2 exons. NCBI's taxonomy places the organism in Eukaryota, Viridiplantae, Streptophyta, Magnoliopsida, Asterales, Asteraceae. The record is from RefSeq and is a predicted model, not a curated record. Gene Ontology annotation, molecular function: calcium ion binding; enzyme regulator activity. The coding region runs from base 120 to 650 and encodes 176 amino acids.
UUCACAUACAUACAUACAAACUCAUCUACCUUUCAAAAAAAAAAAACAUACAAACUCAUCUCUUCCUAAAUUCAACUAAUUGUUUCUCCAAAUAUUCCCAUGAAGUUCUAAAAUUACCAAUGAAUUUCCAUACAACAAUGAGCUCCGGACAACAACAACAACAACAGCAACAAACGGUCAAACUCGACGACGAACAGCUAACCGAACUCCGCGAAAUCUUCAGAUCAUUCGACCGAAACAACGACGGCAGCCUCACGCAACUCGAACUGGGUUCGUUGUUACGAUCGUUAGGCCUUACACCGAGCCCUGAUCAGCUGGAUGCAUUGAUACAGAAAGCGGAUACUAAUAGUAAUGGUUUUGUGGAGUUUUCGGAGUUUGUGGCGCUUGUGGCGCCCGAGCUUCUGCCUGCGAAGUCGCCUUAUACGGAUGAUCAGUUGAAGCAGUUGUUUAAGAUGUUUGAUAGGGAUGGGAAUGGGUUUAUUACUGCGGCUGAGUUGGCGCAUUCCAUGGCGAAGCUGGGACACGCGUUGACCGCUGAGGAGUUGACGGGGAUGAUCAAGGAGGCGGAUACGGAUGGGGAUGGUCGGAUUAAUUUUCAGGAGUUUUCGAGGGCGAUUACUUCGGCUGCUUUUGAUAAUUCUUUUGCUUGAAGGAGGAUGAUGUUUAUAGGUGAUUGAAAAUGAAGUUGCAUCUCCCCACCUGAGUCUGUGUGAUUUAAGGCCUGUUGUUGAGGGCCUUGUGGCAAAGAUGAUAGAUAUGGUGAUGUUGAAGAUGUUGAAAAUAAACACCCUUCUGGAACCAAAUGACUAUAGACAAUGAAGCUUUGUUUUUUUUUUUUUUUUUUUUUUUUCUGAUUUUGGAUUACCUGCUUGUUUGGAGAUAGAAAACUCGUAUUACUAUUAUUAUCCUAAUUUUGUAGUUAUUUUGAUUGAAGGUGUUGAGAUGCUUUCUUGUUUAUAAGAUUUGAUCAUGAGAUACUGGUUUUGUCA